AUGGCAGACCAGAAGCCAGACGACCACAUGGCCACGGCCAAAACAAGCGUCGAGUCGCAAUCCCGCGGCCCGACAGCUAUUGCCCUCGCAAUGGAUCCCCAGCACCGCGCCGCCGUCGAAAAGAGCAUGAAGCGCAAGCUCGACACCCGCUGCGCCCUCUUCGUCCUCAUCUACAUCAUGAACUACCUCGACCGCAAUAACAUGGCCGCCGCCCGUCUCAAGGGUCUGCAAGAAGACCUCAACCUGAGCUACAACCAGUACGCCACCUGCUUGAGUAUUCUGUACGUCGGGUACAUCCUCAUGCAGGUGCCCUCCAACAUGUUCAUCAACCGCAUCCAGCGUCCUUCGCUGUACAUUUCCGCGGCCAUGUUGCUCUGGGGUCUUAUUUCUACUCUUAGUGGAAGCGUGCACAAUUUCGCCGGCAUGGUCUGCAUUCGAUUCUUCCUCGGUUUCGUCGAGGCGGCUUUCCUGCCUGGUGCGCUGCUCAUCCUGUCCAAAUGGUACACGCGCAGCGAACUCACCAAGCGCAAUGCCCUUCUCUUCUGCGGUAACCUCAUCUCCAACGCCUUUUCCGCUCUUGUCGGCGCAGGUGUCUUGUCCAACAUGCAGGGCGUGCUGGGCCAUGCUGCGUGGCGAUGGCUGUUCUGGAUCGAGGGCGCCAUCACCAUGGGCGUUGCCGUCUCUGCUGCUUUUAUUCUCCCCGACUUGCCUCACAACUCGCGUGGUUUCACCGAGGAGGAGCGACAGGUUGCGCAAUUGCGCAUGGUGGAGGAUGUUGGUGAGGCCGAUGAGGAUUCUCGUGAGGAGAGUGCCUUUUACGGUCUCAAGCUUGCGGUAAAGGAUGUCAAGAUUUACAUCAUGAUGCUCACCUUUACCGCGUACGUCGUUGGACUUUCGUUCAAUGCCUUUUUCCCCAGUUUGACCCAGACACUUGGCUUCGGUUACGUUCCCACUCUUCUCAUGAGUGCGCCCCCAUGGGUUUUCUCUUGUAUUGUGUCGGUUAUCAACGCUUGGCACUCUGACAAGACACAAGAAAAGUUCUGGCAUAUUGUCGGUCCAAUUGGUGUUGGAACAAUCGGCUUCAUCAUCAGCAUGGCCACCGAGGCUGUCGCAGCGCGCUACCUCGCCCUCUUCCUCCAAGCAUCGUCCUACGCCGGCUUCAUCGUCUUUUACUCGUGGAUCUCGUCUUCGUUCCCCCGCCCACCAGCCAAGCGCGCCGUCGCGAUUGCCAUGAUCAACGCGUUCAGUCAAUUGGGCAACGUGGCGGGUUCAUACGUGUGGGAUCUCAAGGAGAACGGAUACCGCAAGAGCUACGGCAUUGUGCUGUCCAUGUUUGGUGUUACUGUGCUGGGAUGUUAUAUCUUUAGGCUGGUGCUGAUUGACCUCAACAAGAAGCUUGAGAGGGGAGAGGCGACGGCUUGGGAGACGAGGCAGGAUGUGGCUGCGCACACGGCUGCGGUUGAGGUGAUGGAUAGCCCUGAUGAGGCUUUGAGGAUGAAGCGGGAUUUCCGAUACCUUAUUUAG
Fusarium pseudograminearum CS3096 is the source of this 1524-nucleotide messenger RNA. RefSeq lists its product as uncharacterized. Gene Ontology annotation, cellular component: membrane. Gene Ontology annotation, biological process: transmembrane transport. The transcript is spliced from 3 exons. Bases 1 to 1524 code for a protein of 507 amino acids. Gene Ontology annotation, molecular function: transmembrane transporter activity. NCBI's taxonomy places the organism in Eukaryota, Fungi, Ascomycota, Sordariomycetes, Hypocreales, Nectriaceae. The record is from RefSeq and is a predicted model, not a curated record.